Messenger RNA from Lodderomyces beijingensis, 2829 nucleotides. NCBI's taxonomy places the organism in Eukaryota, Fungi, Ascomycota, Pichiomycetes, Serinales, Debaryomycetaceae. The record is from the annotation of a GenBank genome assembly.
AUGGAGAAGCACGCGGGACAGCUACUAUGUGGUGGAUUCGAGGGAACAAAAGUGACGCCGCAGGCGUACCACUUGAUUGUCGAGCAGCAUGUGUCGACGAUGAUACUAUCGCGGAAAAACGCCGUGAGUGUCGAGCAGACGAUGAAGUUGAUCAACGACCUCCAGUAUAUAGCGUUCACGCAGGGGAAGUACAAGCAUCCCAUCAUGUUUGCCAUCGACGAAGAAGGCGGGCUCAUCAACUCGUUGUUUGACCCCGAGUUUUUGACGCAGUCGCCGGGGGCAAUGGCGCUCGCGGCCACGGGCGACCCGCACUUGGUGUACGAGGUCUCCAAAGCCGUCGCGGUGGAGUUGAAGACGAUUGGGUUUUCCAUCAUCUUGGGGCCCGUGUUGGAUGUGGUUACAAAGUUGUCCCAUCAAUUGGUCGGGGUGCGGAGCUUUGGCACCACGCUAGAGGAAGUGAAGACGUAUGGCCUGGCAUGCGCCAGAGGCUUGAAAGAUGGCGGGUUGUUCACGGUGGGUAAGCAUUUCCCCGGGAUCGGGAACGCAACCGUGGACUCCUUGUUGGAGUUGCCCAUGAUUGGCGACACCUUGGCUCAAGUCAAGCAGUUCAACACGGUGCCGUUUGAAUUUCUCAUUGAAAAAGGUUUGAUUGACGGGGUCAGCGUUGCUGGCUGCGGAGUGCCGAAUAUAAGUCCAGACGAGACCCAUGCGUGCCUCUCGCCCUUGAUUAUAAACCAUUUGCUUCGGCGAAAGUUUAAAUUUGACGGGGUUGUCAUUAGCGAGUGCUUGGAGAUGGAGGCGUUGUACCAUUCGAUAGGGUUGGGACAAGGGGUCAUUCUAGCUAUUAAUGCCGGGUGCGAUUUGGUCAUGGUGUGCCAUGAUCCUCGGUUACAGGAUGAAGCCAUUGAGGCGAUCAAAAAGGGGGUCUUGAAUGGGAACUUGGAAGAUGAAAUGAUCACAGCGAGUUUCAAGCGAAUCGAGACUCUUCAAAAACGGUUACCCAAAUGGACAGAGAUAUUCCCGCAGGGGGCCGCGUCGGCCAAGCAAGACCCCGUCUUGUUCAAGAACCUGCAUCCGGAGACGUGGAAGAAGCACCAGGCGCUUGCUGAUCUUGCCUACCAGAAAUCCAUCACCCUAGUUCGCGAUUUCAACAAUGUGUUGCCUCUUUCGCGCCAUUUCCAAAACGAGGAAAACGAGUCGAUACUAGUGUUGAGCCCGUUGUUGAGUCCAAUCAAAUGGCGCCUGGCGUCUUCGACGACUUUGUUUGCCGGGGAAGAAGUGUUUCAAGGGUUUGGGAUGAUGUUGUCUAACCACCCCAGCAACAGCAACAAUAAAAAUAGUAGCGACAACAAUAACCACAAUAACAAUAACAAAGGAAAGUCGUUUAGGGUGCUUCAUACAACUUAUACUGCCAACGGACUUACCAAACUCCACGAGCAGUUGAUUGAAAAGGCCAAAGUGGUCAUUGUGUUUACCAGUGAAGCCUCGCGGAACAUGUACCAGAUUGGGCUUGUGAAGUACGUUUCGAUGCUUUGCGGGGCCAAUCCUUCUAGUAAUGCAUCGAGGAAGCCCAUGAUUGUGAUUGCCACGCUGUCGCCGUAUGAUUUUUUAAAUGACCUGAAGAUUGGCAGUGCCUAUCUCUGCUGUUAUGACUAUACAAAUGAAGCCUUGGGCAAAGUUGUUGGAUUGCUAAUGGGCGAUUUCGAAGCCGAAGGGUGCAUUCCGGGAGAACGCAAAGAGAACACACCUAGAGAGAGACAGCUGAGUGAAGGUGAAAACUCGAAACAGUUUAAACGACGAUGGUUGGUUGACGAGUUUGAUCUCAAGCGGGAUUUUGCAAGCUUGGUGAAACUAUGGCGAGACGAGUACGAACCCGAUGGCAGUGACACUAAUGAAUACCUCGACCGGCAGUUUUAUAAGCGGUUGCAUGCGUUGUUAGCCACAUCUGAUCAAAAGCACUUUGUUGUGCGGAACUCUUCGUUGAACAUUUUGUAUGGGGUGGUGCUAACGUGGGUCGAGGCGCCGAUUGGCCACAUUGUUUACAUCAUUGUUGAGAAAUCCAAGCGAGCUCAAAGUAUCGGCAAGAACUUGAACGCGCGGGCAGUGCGGUACUUGACUAAAGAGAAGCAGUGUCGAGAGAUUCGAUUUGGUUCCUCGUUCCCACUAUUGAUAUUCCCCGGUAAUAAAAGCGCCAAGAUCGAGACGAUGAGUAGCAAUAUUGGCUGGGGCAAGGAGAUGUCGGCCAAGAAGCACAUCAUGUUGUUGAACAAUCUUGAUACAUGGCAGGUUCCCUCGAGGAUUCUCAAGGAGUUGAUGAUUGUGGGCGUGCGGUUUGACAUUUGCAAUAAUACCGAGCAGUUGCAAAGCUUAAUCAAGCGCUCGCCGGAGUAUAGAAGUUAUUAUCACUGUGCCGUGGAGUCGCUCCAGUUUCGCACUCCGAACGAAGUCAAGAUCAUUAUCGCGCUCGAGCCCAAUACCCAGGGGGUCAUUGGCAGCAUCAUCUUGUUUACCAACAAGUCAAAGUUCUCGAAAUACUAUCCAUUUAUCGACCAGUGUGUCGAGAUGAGAGAGCAAGAGGAACUACCGUUGGUUGGGGGGAUAAUUGCCCCCAUGAUAGAUCAGCUGUAUUCAAACUUGAUGGACAUUUUCAAAUACGGGUUAAUCUGCAGUGCCAUCACCUUUUUGAAGAAUGCCAAUGAGGACGUCAUGCAGUGUCUUAUGAUUGAUGUGAAGGAGGAAAAGUCGUUGACGAGUCUUGAAGACAUCGGCUUCCACAUUUGGAGGAGUUAUUAUGAUUAUUAUGACAGGAAAAUGGAAAAAAUAGCAUGA